AUGGGCCGAGGCCAGUGGAGUCCAGAGAGCCAGUGUGGGGUGAAACUCGGAAAGAGGUGUCAGCCUUCAUCACACAUCACUGAGGCAUCAGGAGUGAGUGCUUGCUAUACAGAACAAAUACGAAAGGAGAAAGACAGCUGGAUUACACUUUUAUGACAAACAAAGUACAUUUACAUCGCUGACCAAGAGGGGCAUCCCGACAACACAAGCCAGCAGUACGACAUCAACUUGCUCCUCGGUUAGAGACAAGUCAGCUCGCUAUCUGUCGAAAGCAGCAUCAAUUGACUCCGUUGGAGCAGAACUGAUUGCUACAUCAGGGACGAGGGUUAAAAGCAGCAAGAUGGCUGAGACAGCCAGGAAAGUCAAGGUUUUGGAAUCAUCUCACGAUGAAGACGAUCUUCCCCUCCCACCUCCUCCUCCAAGGCCCUUUGACUACGAAGGGCCUUCAGCAUUAAGUGGCCUCCCCGUGCCUCCACCCAAAGAGACCUUUUCCACAUACUACCAGCAAAGGCAAAAGAGUGAACUCAAGAGGCUCUUUAAGCACAUCCACCCAGACAUCAGACAUCUUGGUGAAGCUGUGGAUGAUGACAUCAUGAAGGCAGUGCAACCAGAGGACACUGAGGCAACAGCAGCAUAUCAGGGUGAAGUACAAUCAAUGAGGUGGAUCUUUGAAAAUUGGAAUCUGGAUAGUAUCGGGGAAUCUCACGCAACCAAGAAGUUGCUGGACGAAGAGAAUUUAGCAGGUGGAAAUGUCCGAGGCACCUCCUCCAUGUUUGAGCAUUGUGAUGACAGAGCUCUCAUUUCAGAAGCCAAAAGGCAGACCUCAGUAAGAGGAGAUGUGAGAGCAUCUACCUGGCUCUUUGAAACAAAGCCCUUAGAUUCACUGAACCAAAAAGAAGAUGGAGAACUUGUUGAAGCCGUGUUGAAAGAGCCCAUCCGGCCAGGUGAUGUCAGUGGGACACGUCUACUUUUUGAGACCAAACCAAUAAGUGACUUAGGGCGGUGUAACUCCAUAGAGGACAAUGCCUUCUUGAAAUUGACGUCUGAGGUCCAGGAACAAAAAGGAGAUGUCCAAAAGACUGUGAAACUCUUUCAGGCGGAACCGAGCUGUGCCAUUAGAGACAAAAGUGGCAAUAUCCAUACAAUCAAAUCCAUCUGCAGGGAGGAGAUCAAAAAUGGAAACACCAGUAGUGCUCGUUGGUUAUUUGAAACCAAGCCUUUGGACCUGAUCAACAAGGGAAGUGAUGGCGUUAAAAUAAUUCGGGGCAUAUCUCUGGAGGAGGGACACAGAGGCGGAGUGGACAGAAAGAGGUGGAUGUUUGAAACCCAGUCUUUCGACAAUAUACAAGAGGUUGCCGGACUGGACACGUUCGAGGACACCUUGGCUGAGGCUGAUGUUAGCAACAAGACAAAGCUCUUUGAGAUGCAACCACUGAGUGGAAAGACGUUGGAAAAAGACACAAUCAUUGGAGGAGAUGUCAAGACAUCCCUUUGGCUGUUUGAAACGCAACCCAUAGAGACUCUAAAUGAUAGCUAUGAAGUUGGAUGUUUGAAGAAAAUCACACUGUCGGCCGAUGAGCAAGGAGCAAUUAAAGACAAAAAAAUAAUGUUUGAGCGCGGCAGUGGCAGUGAAACGAGUUCCUCGGUAAAGCAACGUGUGACUGAAAGGGGUGACGUCAUGGGAUUCAAGCAACUUUUUGAAACCAUUCCUCUAAGUGAAAUUGCUCAUUGUAAGGAGGAGAAUACAUCAGGAAACCAAAUGUCGGAGAAUUCUCUUUUGUAUGCUAUAAAAGACAGCUCUGGAAAUUUCCACAAGAUAACGACUGUCAGCCGGGAAGAAUUCAUCAAGGGAAAGGUCCAAAACUACAAGUGGAUGUUUGAGACCAAGCCGUUAGAUGAACUAACAGAAGGAAAGGAAAAUAUUGAGGUCAUCAAAGGCAUCACAAGAGAGGAAGACACAAUGGGUGAUGUCAAGUUGGCAAAAUGGCUUUUUGAAACCCAGACCAUGGAUGGAAUUCAUUCCAAGUUCAACCAGAAGGAGCCAAACCCUUCGGUUGGAGCCACGCCUUGCAAAGGUGACGUCAAGGCAUGCAAAUGGUUAUUUGAGACACAACCGAUGGAUGUUCUGUACGACAAAUCGGAGAAAGUCAAUGACAAAGAGACCAUUGAAAACACCGGUGUGAAAUCCAUGACAUGGCUUUUUGAAUCACAGCCACUGGACAGCAUAAAAGAUGGCGAGGAGUACAAUUUAAACCUCUGUAGCACCGUACAGGAUGCUGUCAAACCCAAGUCAGCUGUUCAAACAGUCAAACAUCUUUUUGAAACAGAGACCCUGGACAGAACAAGAAAUGAGCAAACGGAACAAGAUGUAAGAUGUGUCAGCCAAGUUGACUUUCAGUCCGGAGAUGUCUCAAGAGUAAAAGAACUUUUUGAAUCACAGUCCCUUGAUGAAAUCGGAUCGGAAAUGGUGAUGACACGCGACGACGAACACAUCCAGAAAGGAUCCGUACACAAAUUCACUUGGUUGUUUGAGAACUGCCCCAUCAACACAAUCAACAAGGACGAUGACGACACAAACAUUCCGAAACCUAGUGAAACUGUGAGCGGGGAUGUAAAGAACAAAAAGUUUAUUUUUGAAACCUCAUCGCUGGACAAAAUCCACGAGGAGCCUCUUGAACACAAGUCAGUCAGUUUGGAAGAGCUGGAGAGUGAUGUUGACGUGAAGUCCAGCACCAUGAUGUUUGAGUCCUUGCCACUGUAUGCCAUUCAGGACAAAGAGGGACAGUUUCAUGAAGUGACAACUGUGAAAAAGGAUGAGGUCUUAAGCGGUGACGUGAGAGGAGCCAGGUGGAUGUUUGAGACGAAGCCCCUCGAGGCCAUCAAGGCAGAAAAUGAAGUUUACGUGAUCCGAGCUGUCACUCAAGAGGAUGUCGAGAAAGGAGAUGUCAAAUCAGCCAGAUGGAAGUUUGAGACACAACCUCUGGACUCCUUUACCAGCAGAGAGGAACCUUCUGUUAAGAUCAGUGAAGAUUUUGGGAGCUCGAAUGUGCAAUUAAGCAAAAAGAAAUUUGAAUCUGAAGAAUCAAACAAGUUUGUAAGAAUGGUUAGUGUCACCGACGUUCAGCGUGGAGAUGUUAGGACCUCCACCUGGCUCUUUGAGAAUCAAACAAUUGACAGUCUCAAAGGAGAACCUCAAGACCAAGGUCCAGUUAAAACAGUCCACCGAGAAGACAGUCAGAAAGGAGAUGUGAAACGCUGCACGUGGCUGUUUGAGUCACAGCCACUAGACAAAAUCAAGGAGCCAGAAGAGACAUCGUUCCACGGUUCAGCUGAGAUCAUCCCAAAAGCCGACGUCAAAUGCACCACCUGGCUUUUUGAGACAACCCCACUGGACAAAAUCACCUCCAGCAGCGUCACUGACACCAUGUUAUCCUUAAGUGAAUCCAAUAUCGUUCACUCAAGUGGCAUCAUUGUAGAAGCAAAAGAAGGCCCCAAUGUCACCAUGGCAAAAUUCAGUCUGGGAACCACUGCGGAAGUCCAAAUUCAGAAAGAAGAAGUUGUUGAGGGCAAUCUCCGAAACAUAAUUUUACAGCUCUUACUCAAACCAAGCAACACACAAGUCACCCUUCUUCGAGAAAUGGAAAAGGGAAAAGUGAAUACCACCAAAAUCCAACUUCCACACAAUCAGUCAUCGACGAGUAUUGCCAUCGAUCGAGAGCAAAUACUACAAAACACUGUUCAGAUGAUUGAUGAACUUCUUAUGCAAGGUCAAGACUUCAAGAAAGGAAUCCUGAUGCAAGAAACUGCCGGCGGACAAGCGGAAAUGUCUGUCUAUUCACUGAUCGCUCAUGAAACCGACACCCAAAGUGCCAUUAUUGAAAGAGGCGAUGUGAAGUCGGCCAUUGGAAAUCUCUUAGCGAGUCCCAGCAAUCCAAAGACAGCGCCAACGUGUCGAGUAGAUGAAAACGAAAAGGGUAACGUCAACUUCUACAAAAGUUGCAUUGAGAAAGGAGAUCUGCAGUGCCUGAAAAGUCUUCAUUCGGAGGCAUCGGAAGAUGAUGUCGAUGACGUGACUCUUGGCAAAGAGCAGAUUGAGAUUAUACAGGGCGAUGUGAGGGAGGCAAAAAGAAGUCUCUGCCAGCAAAAGGAAGCGGUGGAGCGAAGUAUUUGCGAUGUUCUGCCAGGGGAUGUGAAGAAGACCAAAAAGGUAUUUUCAUCAGAGUGCUCAUUCAUUGCUGAGAACUGCAUUCCCAGGGAUGAAAUCAUUCCUGGGGAUGUUUUAACAGCAAAGCAACAGCUUGCAGCAAAGCAAGCCGUUCUGGUGGAAAAGGAAGAAAUUGUGGCUGGAGACGUAAAGGCGUCGAUGCAGUCGUUGGAACGUGCAAAGCAACUGAGCAUGAGCGUAGAACGGGAGAGCAUCACGCCCGGAACGAUCUACGAUAUGGACUUGUCAUCAAACUGCCCUGAACCGGAAGGAAGUCAAGUACAAAAAGAGACAAUCAUAUCCGGAGAUGUGAAGGCAGCCAAAAAGUCCCUGCAACUGGCCAAGCAGCAAAGCAUGCAAGGAGAGCGUGACGUCAUUGCCCCGGGAAAAAUAUACAACCUGCACGUCGCCGCACAAGAAGGAAGCUCGGCCCGGAUCACGCAAUCGUCUUCCUACUGCAGAAGCCAACAAAGCAAGACUUGUCCACAGUAACGGGUGAAGGGCAACCGUCGUUCGCCGUAAACAACUCAACAUGCUACCCGGUACAAAAUGGAGGCUCACCAGGCCUGCUAAAGAAACCACAGAACCCGAAGCCAACGUUGCCACCAAAGCCACAAUGGACUAAACCUGC
Messenger RNA from Syngnathus acus (greater pipefish), 4835 nucleotides. RefSeq names its product xin actin binding repeat containing 1 (gene xirp1). The transcript has 5 exons. Gene Ontology annotation, cellular component: focal adhesion; stress fiber. The record is from RefSeq and is a predicted model, not a curated record. Gene Ontology annotation, biological process: actin cytoskeleton organization; actin filament organization. Lineage: Eukaryota; Metazoa; Chordata; Actinopteri; Syngnathiformes; Syngnathidae. The coding region runs from base 341 to 4696 and encodes 1451 amino acids. Gene Ontology annotation, molecular function: actin filament binding.